AUGCGUGAUCGCCACGCGCACCCGGCAAUUCUACUCGUUGCGUGGCUGUUUGUUGACAAUUCUAUGGUUCGAGAACCACGAAGUGCAUCUGCCGCUCCCGACUACGCUGCGCAGCAGCGCCGGACUUGCAUUUCUUCAUAUUUCUUCCAAGUGGUGAAACUGGCGCAGCCUCCCCAGCCUCCGCACAUCGCAACGGCUCAGGCUCAUUGUGGUGCUUUCGAGGAGAUGUCCCUCGAAUUGGACUAUCGCAACACUUUCAUCACCGUCCAGGAGGAGCCCCUGGUGCAGCUGAAGCGCCGAGCCUCCAGCGUCCCGCCAAGGCUUGGCCACGUUGCGCUGGAGUUCGAUUGCCCAGCACAGCAACAGGAGGCGGAGGACGGGCGCUACGUGCAGUCUCUCCAGAAGAAGCUGGAGCCCAUCUUUGCUUGCAAAGCGGAGCCUCAGAAAGCUGACGAGUACGAGGAGUCUACGGCCGAGACGAAUGCCCCGUCGGAGGAGAUAACUUCCGAGGGUGAGUCGUCAGAGAUGUCGGCUGAGGACAAGCCCAAGUGCAAUCCGGGAAGUGCAGGUCAUCCGGAGCUGUGCCGCCGUCCCUGCAUCUACUUCGCCCUUGGCCAGUGCAUCAACUUGGCGGACUGCAACUUCUGCCACUUGCCGCACAACAACCGCUCGGCAACUUUGGACAAGAACCAGCGUCAGGUGAUCAAGGAGAUGAGUCAGCAUGAGUUCUUGAGUGUGGUCACCCGAUGCCUGCAGUCCAAGGCGGUCGAGGGCGGUUUCGAGCUUGAAGCGCAGGAUGUGCUGCAGCUCUUCAAGGCACAGCUUGGCCAACUGAGGGCAACUCCGAGCAAGGUACCCAAGACCAAAGUCAUGAACUUCGAGAAAGCUCUCGCCCGCAUGACCUUCUUCAGCGUCGCGAGCCUGACCUCCCGCGUGAACCUGAGCAGCGACUUUAUUGACACGUGCAAGGAGAGGGUGGUAGCUUUCGGCUGGCUGGCCUUGCAUCCAGCUGCGGGUGCUUGCAAGCAAAGACGCAAUCCAGGCAAUCCUGAGACGGUUGUUCGACGCCGCCCGGACAUCUGCGCUUUGAUCAAAGCGGCAUCCGCAUCCAGCCUAGUGGGGACUCGUCCCGCGGGGCUGCAUGCAGCCUCUUCUGCGGAAGGUCUUGCGGAGCAGGGCCUUCCAUCCUUACCAAACGGCUUCGCACGCGGACCUGCGGCAGCCGCAAUGCAGGACAGAGAUGGACAGAGCAGUCACAGCAGUCAAGAGGCUCAUUUUGGCAAGGCUCAUUGUGGUGCUUUCGAGGAGAUGUCCCUCGAAUUGGACUAUCGCAACACUUUCAUCACCGUCCAGGAGGAGCCCCUGGUGCAGCUGAAGCGCCGAGCCUCCAGCGUCCCGCCAAGGCUUGGCCACGUUGCGCUGGAGUUCGAUUGCCCAGCACAGCAACAGGAGGCGGAGGACGGGCGCUACGUGCAGUCUCUCCAGAAGAAGCUGGAGCCCAUCUUUGCUUGCAAAGCGGAGCCUCAGAAAGCUGACGAGUACGAGGAGUCUACGGCCGAGACGAAUGCCCCGUCGGAGGAGAUAACUUCCGAGGGUGAGUCGUCGGAGAUGUCGGCUGAGGACAAGCCCAAGUGCAAUCCGGGAAGUGCAGGUCAUCCGGAGCUGUGCCGCCGUCCCUGCAUCUACUUCGCCCUUGGCCAGUGCAUCAACUUGGCGGACUGCAACUUCUGCCACUUGCCGCACAACAACCGCUCGGCAACUUUGGACAAGAACCAGCGUCAGGUGAUCAAGGAGAUGAGUCAGCAUGAGUUCUUGAGUGUGGUCACCCGAUGCCUGCAGUCCAAGGCGGUCGAGGGCGGUUUCGAGCUUGAAGCGCGGGAUGUGCUGCAGCUCUUCAAGGCACAGCUUGGCCAACUGAGGGCAACUCCGAGCAAGGUACCCAAGACCAAAGUCAUGAACUUCGAGAAAGCUCUCGCCCGCAUGACCUUCUUCAGCGUCGCGAGCUUGACCUCCCGCGUGAACCUGAGCAGCGACUUUAUUGACACGUGCAAGGAGAGGGUGGUCAGCCUACGACAGAGGCUCGCCGAGUGA
This is a messenger RNA of Symbiodinium natans, 2091 nucleotides long. Lineage: Eukaryota; Dinophyceae; Suessiales; Symbiodiniaceae. The record is from the annotation of a GenBank genome assembly.